Molecule: messenger RNA, 2558 nt
Organism: Notolabrus celidotus (New Zealand spotty)
Lineage: Eukaryota; Metazoa; Chordata; Actinopteri; Labriformes; Labridae
Gene: gtf3c4
Product: general transcription factor IIIC, polypeptide 4
Exons: 5
Coding region: 27-2390 (787 amino acids)
Biological process (GO): transcription initiation at RNA polymerase III promoter
Cellular component (GO): transcription factor TFIIIC complex
Molecular function (GO): protein binding; histone acetyltransferase activity
Source: RefSeq, a predicted model, not a curated record
CAUGACGUCACUUCCGCCAGGAAAACAUGGCGGCUGCCAGUCCGUCAGAUUCAGCGGAUUUACUGCCGGAGGAUGUUGUUAUCAAGACGGAACCAGGACCUGAGGAGGACCUGCUCCUCACCCCGGAGGACAUACCCCUCAAGAGGGACCCCGUGGUCUCGCUGUCGGCCCCGGUCUGCGGACUGCAGCCUCUCUUCUGGUCUCAGGAUCAUCGCCUGGCCGUCUGCACCACCAGCUCCUUGUCUAUGAUGGAGCUGGUCUGCGACGUCCACUGCAACAAACAAGACCUCAUGCUGCACCGGACCUCCAUCCCUGUCCCCACCGACGUGUACAAACUGAGGGUUGGACCUGCAUCUGAGCUAGAGCAGGCGAUGGAAAAGUUCUCCACACAUCAAGACCCGACAAUAAGGCAGGACUUCCUGUCUGACAGAGUCAUGAACCCGUCAGUAGGAGUGCACAAAGGAAUCAAAUACGCCAGCUGGUCUCCGUUGGGCUGUGACUCGAGCGGGCGUUGCCUGCUCGCUUGCCUAACACUUGAACAAAGACUUACAAUUCACAACAGCCACAAGCGUCUCGAGUGGAACAUGCUCGUGGAUCUCUCUAGAAAGUACAGCGAGAGGCUAAAGGAGCGAGGCUACGCCAAGAAAGACAAUAAGCCUCCAGAGGUGGACCUGUUGGACUACGAUGAGCUGCGGAGGCGUUUCCGUAUGCAGACUCCUCUGAGGAUGGAGUGGUCAAGUGUUUACAUCAUGAAACAGGUUCAGCCCAACAACACGUGCUUAGAUGUGGAAAUGGUUCUCCUCGCUGUCUUGAUGGAAAAUGGAGACGUUGUUUUGUGGAAGUUUGUGUUGCCCUUUUUAGACGGAGCUGAUGUCACGUUUUAUGACGUCAUCGAGUCAGGCGUGACCAGACCUAGUGACUUGGCGUGGUGGGAGUACGAGAGCGGAGAGCGCCGUAUGAGUGGCCUGAUCAUCGGCAGUGAGGUGGGACCAGUCAAGAUCGUUCCAGUCAGCCUGUCGGGAGUGAAGGGAUACUUCACCCUGCGUCACCCCGUCAUCCUGUGGAAGGAGUGCGACGAGAUCGCCGUGGAAAACAUCAAAUGCGUCCCGAUGAUCCAUCCAAUCCAAAAGACCAGCUGCAGUCUCAUCGUGGCCUCGCGUGGCUGCUACGUCUUCUGGUGUCUGCUCAUGAUUUCACCCGCAGGACUAAAUGUUCACAACUCUCACGUGGCGGGGCUUCACUCGCUCCCUGUCAUCUCACUAGCGGUCAGUCAACAUGGCGUUGCCGUGUACACCUGCUCCUUGGACGGGUGGAUUAAAAAGCUGACACCAACAUUUACAGAGAGCACUGUGAUUUUCAAACAAGAGGACAUGUUGCAACCCGAGAACCUCACAGGGAGGAGGAUCAAUGGGAUCGCAGUGAGCCAUAACGGAGCGUAUAUCGCACUCUGCAGCACACAAGGAAUGGUGGAUGGCUGUCAUCCAGUAAGCAGGAACUACCUGGUUCACUUUGUGACCCUGAAAACACCAGAGAAGGCAGCAGCACUGCUCCUGAAGUCGCCCUCACAGAGCUUGUACAAAAUGGCUGACUUGCUGGAUCUUGUCAGGUGGCAGAUUUUGAAAAACAAAUGCAUCCCUGCUGCGCUGCAGGAGGAAAUUGACCAGAAGAUCCAGGAAGUAGACUCUCUAUACUUUUGGCGGUUCAAGCUGUUUUUGGUGCGGAUACUUUACCAGUCACUACAGAAACCUCAAUCAGAAAACCGCUGGAAACCUUCACAUGACGAAAACAAGGUGUUCGUACAGGAUGACCCUGAGGAGGAGCAGGAGGACGAGGAAGAUGAGGAGGAGGAUGGAAAGGAUGAAGAAGAUGCUGCACAAGAGGAGGCAGAGCCAGUUGAGGUGAAACAGGAGAAGGUCAGCGUGGAGGAGCAGAUGGAGGAGGUGCAGGCUUGGAUCAAUGCUGUGGAAACGCACCUGAUGAGAGAAAACAUGAAGAAGGUGCUGGGGGUGGUCUACCUUAACACCUGGAUCACUGAGAACACCAGCAUCCCCACCUGUGGCCUGAUGGAGUUCCUGUCCAGAGACGCCAACGACAGAGCGUCAGAGGUUCUGAUUGGCCUCAUCAAGAAGAAGAUGAACAAGCAGUCGUUCUCGGAGCGCUGCAGCCUGUGUCAGGCCGUACUGCCCUUCUCAGACCACAAACAAGCGAUCUGUCAAAACGGUCACAUGUGGCUCAGGUGUGUGUUGUCAUACCGAGCCUGCCAGACGCUGACGUUCAGACGUUGCCUCCUGCUGGAUACCAUCGCCAGACUGCCAGAGCCUGAGGAUCCAGACUGGAUAAAGAAGAUCCUGCUGGCGCCCUGCACGCUCUGCGACUCACCAAUGAUCUAGACUUCACUAAACCACGAAACCUCAGGGCAUCCCUACGAUCAUGACCGGACGUAGGGUCCAACUUUGCCAGAAAUCACUUCAACAAUUUUUUAUGUUAUGUAUUUUGUUCAUCUUUUUUAUGACUUUAUUUUGGUAUCUUUAAAGUGCAAAUAAAAAGCCUUGAUUAUA